Messenger RNA from Chaetura pelagica (chimney swift), 1035 nucleotides. It is a transcript of the gene ZDHHC4, whose product is annotated as zinc finger, DHHC-type containing 4. Lineage: Eukaryota; Metazoa; Chordata; Aves; Apodiformes; Apodidae. The record is from RefSeq and is a predicted model, not a curated record. Gene Ontology annotation, molecular function: protein-cysteine S-palmitoyltransferase activity. Bases 1 to 1035 code for a protein of 344 amino acids. The transcript has 7 exons. Gene Ontology annotation, cellular component: endoplasmic reticulum; Golgi apparatus. Gene Ontology annotation, biological process: peptidyl-L-cysteine S-palmitoylation; protein targeting to membrane.
AUGGAUUUCCUGACGCUUUUCCUGGUUUAUCUGUGUUCGGUGCUCGCUGCUGCCGCCCUGCUCUGCGUCUGCUCCGGGAGGAGGAGGGGAGGAGGUUUCCUCAGCCAGUCUUUUCAUUUGCUUCAGGUGUUGUCAUUUGUAAUCCCCACGCAGCUCCAGAGCGUGACACAGCGGGCACUUCACAGGCUCUUCCACACAAGAAACUGUUUGUUUGUUGUGCUGCACAUCACCUUGCAAGCUGCAGUGUUUGGGGAGUACACCUGGGAAGUGUUUGUUUACUGCUGGGAGCUGCAGUUCCACCUCCUGCUGCUGCUGCUGCCCUACCUGCUGCUGGCUGGGAACGUGGGCUUCUUCCUUCUCUGCUCCCGGGCCAAUCCUGGUAUCAUAACAAAAUCAAACCAUGCGUCCCUGGUAAAGAUUUAUGCCUAUGAUGGAGUGUUAUUUCAGAGAGGCAUCGUGUGUCCUACGUGCAACGUGGAGAAGCCAGCCAGAUCAAAACAUUGCAGUCUCUGCGGGAGGUGCGUGCACCGCUUCGAUCACCACUGCGUCUGGGUCAACAACUGCAUCGGUGCCGCCAACGCCGGGUACUUCUGCCUCUACCUCGGCUCCCUCAGCGCCGCCGCCGCCGCCAUCGCAGCCGUCACGGCAGCCCUGCUCAUCCAGCUGGGGCUGCUCUUCAGGGCCAUGCACAGCACGUACAUCGAUGAGCAAGGGCACGAGCAGCCUGUUGAGGUUCUCUUCCUCCUUCAGCACCUUUUCUUGGCUUUCCCUAGGAUUGUCUUCAUGCUUGGUUUUGUUAUUCUUCUCACCCUGGUGCUGGGUUCAUACUGCUGCUUCUAUCUCUACUUGGCCUUAACCAACCAAACUUCCAAUGAAUGGUGUAAGUCCAGAAGAUAUGGGUGGUCCCACCAUCUAACACUGCAGCCUCAUGACAGACAAGUUGUCUACAAAAACAUUUAUUCUAAAGGAGUCUGGAAGAAUUUACAGGAACUGUUUAAGCCUCCUACAGUGUUGGAAAGGAAGAAGAAGACAUGA